AUGUUCCCCAAAGGCAAAGGCACCCCGGUGCCGUCGGACAGCCAAGCACGAGAAAAGUUGGCUCUAUAUGUCUAUGAAUAUUUGUUACACAUAGGAGCACAGAAGUCUGCACAGACCUUUUUAUCAGAGAUCCGGUGGGAGAAAAACAUAACCCUCGGAGAGCCCCCAGGAUUCCUACAUUCCUGGUGGUGCGUUUUCUGGGACUUGUAUUGCGCCGCACCAGAGAGGAGAGAGACAUGUGACCACUCCAGUGAAGCGAAGGCCUUCCAUGACUACAGUGCAGCAGCAGCCCCCAGCCCCGUGAUGGGAGGGAUGCCUCCUGGCGAGGGCAUGCCGGGAGGACCCAUGCCACCAGGCUUUUUCCAAGGUCCACCUGGUCCCCAGGGCUCUCCUCACCCUCAGCCUCCUCCCCCUAACAGUAUGAUGGGACCGCACAGUCAGUCCUUCAUGUCGCCUCGUUUCGCCGGCGGUCCGAGGGGUCCCCCCAUGAGGAUGCCCAACCAGACUCCUGGUGGAGGACCCGGUCCUCAUCCCAUGUUGCCCAACAUGGAUCCUACACGACCCCAAGGCCAUCCUAAUUUGGGGCCGAUGCAGAGAAUGAGCGGCCCUCGGGGCAUGGGGCCCAUGGGGCCUGGCCCUCAGAACUUCGGCGGUGGUAUGAGGCCUCCACACAACGCCAUGGGUCCUGGCAUGCCAGGAGUGAACAUGGGUCCGGGGACGGGGCGACCAUGGCCCAAUCCCAACAACGCCAACACUAUGCCUUACUCAUCACCCUCUCCUGGUGCAUACGGGGGGGCAUCUGGUGGCGGAGGUCCUCCAGGAACUCCCAUCAUGCCCAGCCCUGCAGACUCAAACAACUCUGGCGACAACUUGUAUACUAUGAUCAACACUGGAUCAGGCAACCGAAAUAAUUUCCCUAUGGGCCCCGGCUCUGAUGGGCCUCUGGGGGCCAUGGCCGGGAUGGAACCGCACCACAUGAACGGAUCACUAGGCUCUGGAGACAUGGACGGAAUGAACAAGAAUUCCCCAAACAAUUUAAGUGGCAUUAGCAAUCCUCCCGGGACCCCGAGGGAUGACGGAGAGCUGAGUGGAAACUUCCUCCACUCCUUCCAGAGCGAGAACCAGUACUCUCCAACCAUGACGAUGAGUGUGUGACCCCCCCCCCCUCCUCUUCCUCCUGCCUCCCUACCGCCUCCGUCCCACCACCCCUACCCAGCAUUAUUUGCCAUCAUUCCAAGGAUCUGAACUCGCAGCAGAACAUGGCCAAACACAUCAGCGCCAAAACAAAAAAAAUCAGGGACGGGCGCCAUUUUGGUUCCACACUAAUGCCAGAAUGCAAGCGACCAACUGCUACUUACUCAAAAAUGAAGGACGAUUUUUCUCCAUUUAUUACAGCCACACAUGUGACAAAAACCAGCUACUGAAAUGCAAACAUGACACGUGUUAUGUUCCUGUUUUUUGCAGAAUCCCCCUUUCUCCCCAUCCCACCCCACCCCCCCAGGUCCCAUCAACCUCCUCAGUGAACAGGAGGAAAAAAAGGUUGACGUUUACCUCUUGUACAUUUCAAUGAUCGCUUCGUGGUGCAAAAUGUGCAGGAAAUAUCCGCUUUUGUCAUUUAAACACUGGAGAGUGUGCAUAUGCAUUGUGAGCUUGGAAAGUCUUUUGUCUUGUCCUUUUUUAUUUUUUUUUUUCAUUUUAUUUUUUCUUUUCUUUUAUUUUUUUCGCCAUGCAUACAGUCUCGCUAUGUCGGGUGACGUAGGACUCUGAAUUUGCCUUUUUACCCAACGGCCACCUUUAAUAAUGAUGAUAAUAAUAAUGUGCUAUCCCCUCCCCCCCAAACCAGUCCUAAUAUUUAAAGAGAUUUCUGAGGGGAAAAUGUGAGAGAAAUGUGGCUUUUAGUCCCCCAUGGAGUCCCGUCGACCCAGUUUGAUCAGUUCCCGGCUGGACUGCCGCGGUGGCCGUUCGCCGUCAAGGGAAGCCAGACUUUGUGGCGUGGGGGGAAAAACGAGUGCAUGAGUGCUGAGGGUUUGUGUACAACAUACUACCUAGUGCUGCUCUUCUCUACGUGGACACCUGCUUUAAGAUGUGGUGUGUAUCUCCUUACCUGCCUGUGCUUAACACUCUGUGCUCCUCAUCGUCGUAGCCUUCCGUGUUUUUUCUGUCCGGUUUUGUUAACGAUAAAACGGCCCGUUUGUUUAUACCACCGGUUGUCCGUCCCACCCCCCGCCCCCCGCCCCCCAUCCCCUCCCUUUUUGAUCCCGUCGAUAAGUUUAUUUUUUAUUUUUUAAUAUUUUGAUAAACAAACUUUGACUACAUAUAUUGCUCCAACCAUUCGGUUAGUCAAAGCUUCCUAAACGGAUUCUAGUAGGCGUCAUUAUAAGGUUAGCAUCAGUCUUGUAAAUGUGAUGAGAAGCUUUGUUUUUUUUUUUUGUUUCUUUUCCUGUUAACAUUACACAUUAUACACAUCUGUCCUAUGUUGCCUUUAUUUGCUGAUAUUUUUUUAUUUCAAAUUGAGGAAAGAUUGCUUGUUAAUAUAAUUUUACAAUAACUUA
Fundulus heteroclitus (mummichog) is the source of this 2552-nucleotide messenger RNA. RefSeq names its product single stranded DNA binding protein 3b (gene ssbp3b). Gene Ontology annotation, cellular component: nucleus. The coding region runs from base 1 to 1155 and encodes 384 amino acids. The transcript is spliced from 18 exons. The record is from RefSeq and is a predicted model, not a curated record. Gene Ontology annotation, biological process: positive regulation of transcription by RNA polymerase II. Gene Ontology annotation, molecular function: single-stranded DNA binding; protein binding. NCBI's taxonomy places the organism in Eukaryota, Metazoa, Chordata, Actinopteri, Cyprinodontiformes, Fundulidae.